AAGCAAAAAAAAAAAAGUUGAUUAUUCAUCUAUUCUAAAGAAGUUUCUUUAAAAGUUAUGGCAAAAAUAUAUUGUUGGGGUUUGUCUAAAAAUGGUCAAGCAGGACCAUGUAAAGAUGGAAAAGUUUUAAUACCUCAGCUAAUUGAAUAUGAUCACAAAUUGUACGGUCAUGUGAUUGAUAUUUCAGCAGGUGGACUUUUUACUGCAGCGAUUACAGAUCGCAAUUAUAUACUUUCUUUUGGUUGUGGAAAAUAUGGAAGGUUAGCUGGUUCUGUUAAUGAGGAAGAUAGUAAAAAUAUAAUUGCAUACAAAUUUGAUGAUAGCAAUAAAAAUUUGUCGGCUAUAUCUUGUGGAAUAUGGCAUGCCUGUAUUUUAACACAAUGUGGCUCAGUGUAUGUUUGGGGUUAUAGUAAGGCUUGUGGAUCAACAAAUAAUAUGCUAACUCCUCAAAAAGUAGAUUUAUUAAAUGUAGUUGGUAUUGCAUGUGGAAAUAAUUUUACAUUGUGUUGGACUACAUGUGGCAAAGCUUAUUCUUGGGGAGUGAAUAACCAUGGUGUUUUAGGACAUGGAAAUUCAAGUUAUAAAAUAGAAGACUCGCCAAAAGAAAUUACUGGGUUUUGUGAUCAUUUCAUUGUCCAGAUGAGUGCUGGAACAACUCAUUGUGGUGCUGUAACAAAAGAUGGUUAUUUAUUUGUUUGGGGCAACAAUAAGUAUGGUGCACUUGGUAUUGUUGGUGAAACUAAAGAUAUCCUCAAACCAAAACUUGUUGACAAUGUUUCUAAUGUAAAGCAGAUCAGCUGUAACAUUGGUGACAAUCAUGGCCAUUCAUUAUUACUUACUACUAGUGGCAGGUUAUUUGCUUCUGGGGAUGGGUAUAAAGGAAAGCUAGGUUUAGGGAAUUUUAAUUCUAGCUCCAUAUUCCAGAAUCAAUCUAAAAUAAACUUUGUUCAGAUUUGCUCAGGUGGUAUUCAUAGUGCUGGUGUAAGUGAUACAGGUGAGUUAUUUACAUGGGGAUGUGGAAGUGAUGGCAGAUUAGGUCAUCCUGAAGCUGCAGGUCAUAGGUACUUAUAUCAUUCUAAUAUUCCAAAAGCUGUAGAAGCUUUUUCAAAGAAACGUGUUUUAAAAGUAUCAGCAUCUUACUAUCAUACUGUUGCUUUGGUUCAAUAAUUUAAUGAAACUUCUUAUUUAUUUAAGUAUUUAUUUAAAUUUUGGAUUUUUUUUAAGUAUUUUUAAAUUUUUUAUGUUAUUAUUUGUUUCAUACCUAAAUUUUCUGUUUUAGUAUUUGAUAUUUAUAAU
Molecule: messenger RNA, 1296 nt
Organism: Hydra vulgaris (swiftwater hydra)
Lineage: Eukaryota; Metazoa; Cnidaria; Hydrozoa; Anthoathecata; Hydridae
Product: probable E3 ubiquitin-protein ligase HERC4
Source: RefSeq, a predicted model, not a curated record